Panicum virgatum (switchgrass) is the source of this 1253-nucleotide messenger RNA. RefSeq names its product RING-H2 finger protein ATL2-like. The transcript has 4 exons. The record is from RefSeq and is a predicted model, not a curated record. NCBI's taxonomy places the organism in Eukaryota, Viridiplantae, Streptophyta, Magnoliopsida, Poales, Poaceae. The coding region runs from base 311 to 1048 and encodes 245 amino acids.
UUGUUUAUCGCCAUUAGGAGCGAGCUAAAGAAUUAAAAAUCUAGGCGCGGCGGGGGCAGGGCACCCUCGCCAUCGCCAUCGCCAUCGCCAUCGCCAUGCCUGCCUCUAUCCUCUAUCCUCUAUCCCUCUUCGUCUUCCUCCUGCUCCUGCUCUUUAAUUACCCGGGAACGACGACGAGGCGGGAUGCUGAGUGGAUAGCAGGUCGGUCCCUAAUCGCAGCCGGGGAGGCGGAGCGGCCGGCCGGGGCGAGGAGACCGGCGUCCGUGCAGAGGGGGGCCGCCGCGCCGCGCCGGACUGAGAUGCUGGAGCAAUGUCAGAUUCCAAGGGCGGCGGCGGCGGCGGCAUGGGCGGCAUGAACAUGGUGACCACGGCGAUGGCCUUCUCGGUCAGCGCCUUCUUCGUGCUCUUCGUCUUCACCAGGCUGCUCUGCGCGCGCCUCCACCUGUCCAGGGCCGCCGCGGCCGACGACCGCGCCGCCGGCGACGCCUUCGUCGUCUCGGCCUACAACGUGGAGCGCGGGAUCCACGGGCUGGAGCCCUCCGUGGUGACGACCUUCCCCACCGUCAAGCUCGGCGACGGCGGCCCGCAGCGGCCGCCGGUGCAGGAGGCGCAGUGCACGGUGUGCCUGGAGGAGUACGAGGCCAAGGACGUGGUGCGCGUGCUGCCGGCCUGCGGCCACGCCUUCCACGCGCCCUGCAUCGACGCCUGGCUCCGGCAGCACCCCACCUGCCCGGUCUGCCGCGCCUCCCUGCGCUCCAAGGCCAGCGGCGGCAACCGCGCCGCGGCGCCGGACUACAGCGUCGUCGUCGCCGGCGCCGCCGACGCCGCGAGGGAGGCCUCCUCCCACCAUGUUCCGGCGUCCUCGUCCGACGACACCGCGUCACCGCGGGCGGCCGACGCGGAUGGCCGGCUGGAGAUCAUCACCGAAGAGCCUGCCUCCCCCGACAGCCCGAGCCUUGCCGCCGCCGUCGGUGCCGACCGCCAUUCUCCCUGCGCCGAGACGGCGAGGCAGAGCGGGAGCGCCGCCGCCGCGUCGGAGCAUUGCUAGGUAGCGCACGCUGACACACGCUGUGUUUACAUGGAACGGCCGGAACAGUGUUGUGAAUUGAGAUCGCGACCGUGAUUAGGGGCUAGUCUUUGGGGAAAAUGUAAUCUGGUUUUAACAGGCUUCUUUAUUCUGAUUUCGUGAAGCUCAUUGCGCUUGCUUGUACAGUCUUAGUUGAAAUGAUUGAAGCACUUGUUCUUGUUCUUAC